This is a messenger RNA of Dromaius novaehollandiae (emu), 3931 nucleotides long. It is a transcript of the gene CYSLTR1, whose product is annotated as cysteinyl leukotriene receptor 1. The transcript is spliced from 2 exons. Gene Ontology annotation, molecular function: leukotriene receptor activity. Lineage: Eukaryota; Metazoa; Chordata; Aves; Casuariiformes; Dromaiidae. Gene Ontology annotation, cellular component: plasma membrane. The record is from RefSeq and is a predicted model, not a curated record. The coding region runs from base 1002 to 2039 and encodes 345 amino acids. Gene Ontology annotation, biological process: G protein-coupled receptor signaling pathway.
GGCCACCUCCGCUCCGUCCUCGCAACUAGGAAUCUUCCUGUUUUUGAGAACAAGGAGAAAUAAAAGAAGAAGAAAAGGAGAAGGAGCAGCAGAAAAGGAGAAGGAAUAACAAAACUGAGCAGCAAAAAGCAGAAGGCAAGGCAAGAUGAAGCAGCGCAAAAAGCAGAAGGCAGGGCAGAACGGAGUAAUACCAAAACGCGGGGCCCAGCUGAGCGAGCUCCUGGAAGGCUUCGCGGUGUGGGAGGGCUCAAGCGGCGGAUCAGCCUGCCCGGAGAGGGGGAGCCUCUGUCCUUCGAGGUCUUCGAGACCGGGCGGUGGAAAGCCCUGAACAACUUCGUCUGACUUGGCGUGAGCAGGAGGUUGGACCAGAGGCCUCCUGAGGUCCCUUCCAACGAGGAUGCUCCCGUGAUCCUCUCAUCCGGCUGUUCCUGAUGUGCUGCCGCGCGGUUCUUGCAGGCCGGGGGGGUUUCUCCGUGCGCAGGGCAGGCCCGGAGAGCACGGGACGGCUCCCGCCUGAGAGGUGCGUGGAGGACGCGUGCUUCCCCGUCACGCACCUUCGCCGUUCCUGAAGAGCGCUGCAAAAGGGGAACUGUCACCUGCACAGCACCGGCGUUUGCCUGCAACGAGAGGACUUCUGCUCCCGGUGCACGUCGCAAAAGUCAGCGGCACCUGCCAGCUGCAGCGGCGUCGGGGACCCCAAGGACGCAGGGACCGGUGCCGAGUCCUGCGGAGUCUCCAGGAGGACGAGUGCUGCCCCGUCGCGGUCUCCAAACCUCGGCUUUCCCUGCGCCCUGCAGAGCAGGGAGGGAGGGAGGGCAAGAAAACGGCAAACUGCAGCUUGCAGCGGCACGUCAACAAAACGCACAAAUACGACCCCCAAACCACGCGUCCCGUUCCGGACCUGCCGUAACGCGGUCUCCAAACAGACCGUCCUCCGGGCACCUCCAGGGCAGCAGGCCUGAAAUUCAUUGCCAAGGAAAAUCGGUCAUCGCCCAGGAAACAUGACCAUCCUGUCCAAUAACUUGUCGUGCCAUCACGCCAUCGAUGACUUCCGCAACAGAGUGUACUCCACGUUGUACUCCAUGAUCUCGAUCAUGGGCUUUGUGGGAAACGGCGUCGUCCUGUACGUGCUCAUAAAAACCUACCGGCAGAAGACCGCCUUCCAGAUAUACAUGCUGAACCUCGCCGUUUCUGACUUUCUGUGUGUCUGCACGCUGCCUCUGCGGGUUGUGUACUAUGUCCACAAAGGAAACUGGUUCUUCAGCGAUUUCUUGUGCAGGAUCAGUUCGUACGCGCUGUACGUCAACCUGUAUUGCAGCAUUUUCUUCAUGACUGCAAUGAGCUUCUUUCGUUGCAUAGCCAUCGUGUUUCCAGUCCAGAAUAUCAACUUGGUCACGGAGAAAAAGGCUAAAAUGGUCUGCGCCGGCAUCUGGAUUUUCGUCACCCUGACGAGCGCUCCCUUUCUGCGCAACGGAAGCUACGAACACGGCAACAAGACCAAGUGCUUCGAGCCUCCCGAAAACUCCCAGAAGACAAAUCUAGUGGUGAUCCUGGAUUUGAUUGCCCUGUUUGUGGGCUUCAUUCUUCCCUUCGUCAUCAUCACCAUCUGCUACACCAUGAUCAUACGGACCUUACUGAAAAACUCCUUGAAGAAGAACCAGGCUAACCGCAAGAAAGCCGUCUGGAUGAUCGCCAUCGUGACAGCUACCUUCCUGGUCAGCUUCACCCCCUACCACAUCCUGCGCACGGUCCACCUCCACGUGCUGAGGCUGAAGAACGCCAGCUGCGAGGAUGCCAUCUACUUGCAGAAGGCCGUGGUGGUCACGCUGCCCCUGGCAGCUGCCAACUGUUGCUUUGACCCGCUCCUCUACUUCUUCUCCGGGGGCAACUUUCGGCAGAGGCUCACCACGUUCAGGAAGGCCUCUUCCUCCAGCAUGACGCAAGCCUUCAGGAAGAAGUUCUCCAUAAAAGAGAAGGACGAGGAACCCCUUGGAGAGAGCCACAAGGAGAACGGGAACGACGCCGGGGUCCCUUUGUAAGGGGGCUGGCUUUUCCCGCAGGAUCUCAAGUGGGCAACGGAGAUCGCAGAACUUUUGGUAACCAUGAACAGAGCCCGCAAGUCACUGUCGCAAUUAGAGACAUAAUCGUUAGAGCGGACAGUCCCCGGUUUAUCCUCCUCGGGAACGGUACUGGUGCAGCGGCCGGUGCAGAGCUCCCGCUUCUGCUCCCUCCCCGGGCGUCUGUCCGCAAGGAGCAUUUUCUAGUUAGAGAUGUUAGGAAGGAUUUUGUCUGCCUCAGGAUAAGCUGGUGGCUGCUGUUUCCCCAUCACCACCACAAAAAAAUGCAAGGGGGUGAAAUACUGGCUGCAUUAUAAUGGGUGAAAAUCUUGCUGCUGGUUGCAGCAGGACGAUGUUCUCGCCCGAGGAACGGGCGGGUUUCGUGGAAGCAGCCGAGCCGUCGCGUUUUGCUGGUGUCCGUUGCUUCUGGUGCGUUGCAUUUGCCGAAUUUCUAGGAAGAUUUUGUUUGUGGGAGCAGUUUUUCGAAACUGCGCUCACCUAACGCACAGUCAAAGUUUGCUCCCGUGGGUCGGGUCCUCUAAGGGCUGCAGCCCUGGGCUCGUCCGUCCACUUCUUCCCAGGUUUUACCUACAGCUGGAGCUCUGGGAGCUGAGAGUCCGGUGCAGGAUCCGGCCUGCCUUCCUGAAGUAUUGAUUAACUAGGUUAAAAAGUCUGUAGAAGUGAUUUUUUUUUUUUAAUAACCAAAUACAGUUGAUGUGUGGCCCCAUGCAAGACAGUGUCUCUUUGGGACAUCUUGCAGAGGAGAUGCAGCCCGGGGCCAUGGGAGGAUCUGGGAAAGACCGAGCGCGAGGAGCCCGAGUGCCAAAUGUCUGUCGGGAGCCCGGGCGACACAAGGCUGAAACUUUCUUUGCGUACAGCAUGAUGAAAAGAGGGUUUGGGCCGUGUUUCCUUUGUAAAUAGAAACUUCCAAACCUUAGACAUAAGAAAACAUUCCUGGGCUUUUCAGGUGAACCACCAAAAAGGCAGCAGGGCUCCCUUCUUUCGGGGGGUGCAGCAAAGUCUGCGCCGCGGGAUACGUGAGCCGUCAGGAGAGAAACAGAGAUUUGUGCAGGAUUAGGAUGUUAGCUAGAAAAUAGGAGUUAAUAGUGAGAAGCAAACAUGUUUUGAUGUUGGGGUCUUUAUGAAGAUACUUGAUGUUAUCUUACAUAAAGCAAAUUGUUGCAACCCUGUAAAACAGGAGCGAGCAGAAGGGUUCGGGUCUUUGGCUGGGCGGUUCAGCGCGGGAGAAAUGACCUUUAUGCUGACACAAGAGGGUACAUGUUUCCUGGGUCAUCAAAAGGCGAUUUAGAAAGCAAAUUCAGCUGCAAAAUAAUUCAUGGAUGUGAAUUUUUAAGAAGUGCUGAAACCUCUUUAGAAAAUUUUAGGGGGUCUGUAAAUUGGGAAAAGCCUGAAAACUGUGCAUAUGGAGUCACAUGCAUCGGUACAGCCCCCCUAAUCCCCCAAGGGCACGGCGCAGCGCAGCUCGGUGGGGACGGACCGGUCCGAGGAAGUGCAUGUAGCAUGAGAACUGGCUCAAACUUCUUCCUAAGGGUUACUACUAUUAUAAAUGUGUCUCAAAGCAUAAGAGCAUUGUGUAACUUUAAAUAUAAAUCAUCUUGAAAAACUGAGUUUCAGAAUAUAUAGAAAUAAUACACACCUUCCCAAAUUUUUAUUGUUUGUGUAUUGUACAGUAAAGCUAUAUAUAUAUAUAUAUAAAAAAAAUAUGUCACGAACCGUUCUAUUGUACCAAAUGUCUUUUUCAAGGAGACAACGGGAAUGGCAAGAGAAACGGCAGGUUUUUUUGCAACGGGGAAAACUAUUUAUGAAACGAGACUGCAGAAAAUUAAAUGGACGUGUUGCAAGUCCAAGCUGAA